UACCAUACCAUACCGAUUAUCAUUAGCAAUAUUUGACAUAUAGUGUUAUAGUAAGAGUGAUAGAGUAUCAUAAUAGUGGUGAUGCCGGUGACGGGCAGUGUGUAUGGGGGGUCCCCCCAGCGGUCGACCCCCAAGUGUUGGGAUCGAGUGAAGUAUGGCUUUGCGAUGGGGAUGUGUGUGGGUCUGGCCUCUGGAGGCGUGUUCGGAGGUGUGAACGCUCUCAGACUAGGACUUAGAGGGCGAGAGUUGUUGUCAUCGAUGGCCAAAGUGAUGAUUCAGGGCGGAGGCACUUUCGGCACGUUUAUGGCCAUCGGCACAGCCAUCAGGUGCUGACCACUGCUCUCAUGACCCCAUUGUAUGAUACAUGCAUUGGUGUGGUCACAGUGCCAGUGAUGGCUAUAUCACAGACUACUUGACAAUUAGUGUCCAAUGAAUGAGCAAAUGAUUGACAAUUUAAUAAACAAUUAAUUGCUUUAUUUUAUAUUUAUAUUGAAUUGCUUUAAAAUAAAUCUCUAAUUACUGGCAGCGCUAUAGAUA
Messenger RNA from Oppiella nova, 537 nucleotides. Lineage: Eukaryota; Metazoa; Arthropoda; Arachnida; Sarcoptiformes; Oppiidae. The record is from the annotation of a GenBank genome assembly.